AAGGUCUACUCCGAGGGACAACUUGGAGCGGAGGAGGCGGAAUUUGUGCUGCCAAGCGCCGCUCCGUUCGGACCGAGGCUCGGGCUCACCGAACGCGGCUCUGCAUCCACGGUCGGGUGCGUCCUUCGUCCCGCGCGGGGGGCAGAGCCCAUCUGCAGUGAGCAGCGUGACAUCCGCGAGUGGCACAUGGAGUGUUCCGGUGCUCUGGUUCCUGCUGUCUCACAUCGGGUCCUCAAGAGACACAAAGCCUCUGCUGUAGAACGCGCUCUCCCGAUAGCGCCUUGUCUCCAUGGUAACAGACCUCAGGCAGACUCAACUUACUCGACACUGGACUGCACCGAAGAGCAUUUGAACACAAAUCCAAAUAAUGAAUCAUUCUUGAGAUAUAGUAGCGUGGUCUUUGUUAAUCAGGUGCUUUUCACAGUACUAGACGCUAAAAUGUCUGAAAAACUCUCGUUUGAUGACAUACAAAAAGCGUUGUGUUCUCUCUAAAUGGUUAUUUAUUCAAAGGUUUGCUCUCCUUGAUCACCAUGUCGGGGAUGUAUUCAUUGGCCAUUAAGGCUUCUUAAACUGGGCAGCACCGGUCCCGUUCUGGUCUGAAAGCGGUUCCGAAACCAGCACCAGAAUGCACCAGCUGUUCGGCCAGGUGCUCGGCCAGAGGGAUCUGUCCAGAGCAGGGGACCUGUUUUCUCUGGAGGACAAAGAGAUCGAAGCCUGUCUGUCUCAGGCUCUGGACCAGAUCAAGGCCAUCUCCUGCUCACAGGACUAUUUGACCAAUGACAACGACCAGGCAGUGGUGGAGAUUUGCAUAACGCGCAUCACCACGGCCAUAAGGGAGACGGGCUCCAUCGAGCGGCACAGCACGGCGCUGGUGGGGUUGUGGGAGUCGUGUCUUGAACAUAACCUCACCCCGCAGGGCGAAAGCACAGAGGACACGCCGCAUACCAAGAUAGCCUCGGACAUCACCAGCUGUAUCCUGCAGAACUACAGUUGUCCCUCUGUCAUGGUGCUGGCCGUCCCGGUGGCGGUUCGAUUCCUGCAGAGCGGCAACAGGGAGCUGAGCAGGAACAUGUCCAGUUAUCUCUCGCUGGCUGCUAUCGCCAAGGCGGAUCUGCUGGCUGAACACACGAAGGCCAUAACGCUCAGCGUGCUCGGAGGUAACCACAUGCUGCUAAGAGUGUUGCCCUCGGUCUACCCCAGACAACCAGACACCAUCCACUGUCAGCUGGGCAACCUCACCGCGAUGAUGUCACAGCUGGAGUCCCCCGAGCAGCAACACCUAAUCCGACUUAUCCAAAUCGUUGCCGAGCAACAUCCACUGAUGUUGAGCCCCCAAGUGCCCGCACUAGUCGGGUACCUAGGAGACCAAUCCCUCACCGAGGCCCUACUCGGUUCGCUGGUGGACGUGUCACAGGCCAGCCCUUCUUCGCUGGUCAGCUUUCUGCCAACGCUGAGGAUUGUGGGACAACAAUGCCCCGCUCUCUUGGGUAAAGUGGCCAAAAUCCAUGGUGCCGUGGGUAUCAUCAGUGAGACUCAUGCUCUCAGCGUGUUGGUCUACCUGGUGUCCUGCCUGGGCAGCAUGGAGCACAGCUUCCACCACACGCUGCUGCUGGAGAUCAGAGCUCUUACCGACCGCUACCCGUCUCUGCUGGGAGGCUGCGGCAAAGACAUCUACCGGAUGAGCAACUCGUUCACCGCUAUCGCCCGACUGCUGGGGCAGCGGCUGGAGGAGAGCACGGCCACGCACCGCAGGGGGAAUGAGGCGUGCCUGCCGACUCCUGGUGCGUCUCUUCCGGGGGGAGGUUUGGGGUCAGAGCAGCGGCUGCAGGUGAAGAUCCAGGCCUUUGAGGAGAAAAUGGGCGAGGAGAGGAGAGGAGAGGACGAGCUGGAGGAGGACUCUCCUGCCCCCCAACGACGCUACAGCCUGAGCCAAGCCGUCCGGGAGGAGAGACGAGAAAUGAGAUUCAACAGGUCAAAGAGCCUGGCCCUCCACGCCGGGCGCUCGCGCUCCGUCAACUCGGACGCGGGGGAAGACGGCGAGGGCUCGGAGCCGAGCCCCGACGGCAACGUCUCCAACGCGUCGGCCCUUUCGCAGCACGAGGAGGCGCCGCCCGCAGAGAGGAAGCCGCAGGGUGACGGCUCCAUGCCCGUCACAGCGGCCAAAGAGGCGGAGGAAGGUCAAAGCCGAGAGGAGGAGGAGGAGGAGGAGGAGGAGGAGGAGGAGGAUCACGAAGACACUGACAGACUCUUCAUUUAUUUAAGAGACAAUAUAGAGACGGUCAGAGCGUUCUGCCGAGACACGGCGCAGCAGAUCCCCGUGCCAGAGCAGUGUGCAAUAGAAGAUUCAAAUCGAGGAUGUGUGGCCAAGCUGUCGUUCUCCUGUCCUCUCAAGGGCCACUACUGUCUGUACGCCAAGUCCUGCUUCAACCUGACCAGCCGGCAGCCGCAGCUCUGGAUACGCAUCAUGCUGCUGCAUCUCCAGAGUAAAUCCAGCGUCGCUUUGUGCUCCAAGGACGAGUGUGUCCAGAGGCUCGCCAGCCUUUGGGAGAAGACGCAGCUAAAAGGAGCUCACAGCUUCCCAGUGGCUAUGACAGAGAACACCACCCCACACAGGAAGGACCUGAACAGUCUCCAGAUCCAGCUGGAGGAGGUACGUUUUUUUGACCUGUUUGGCUACAGUGAGGAAGAGGAGGGUUGGCUUUGCUUCAUGUGCAACAAUCCUGAGAAGGCCACAGGUAUGCUCACACACACACACACACACACGUUGUCUUCUCGUAUUCAAUGAGGGAGCCGUUACUCUCACUCGAGAGUAUUUUUUGUUCCGUGUAAAUUUAAUUUAAAUGAAUGUGUUGUAAAUGAAUGAUGGUGAAAACGCUGAUGGAUGAAAUAAGCUCAAAUGAUUAUUCUCUCAUAUAUUACCGUAAAAUUACUCAUUUUAAAUUCCCCUCUGGUUUCCCCUGAAUUGCGCCUGCCCCUUGUUUUCUUCUUUAAACAGAGCAAUAAACCACCUCAGUGGGGUUUGAACUUUUCUCCCAUUUAAAUCACGGCACAAGCUUUCCCGGACACGCGGUUGGGGGCUGAUUCUGAAUCCAUCGCAGCGCUGAGCUCUAUGGGAUGUUUCCACUCAAAACGCCAUCAGGGGGGACAACCUUUUCCCAGAAAAGUGGAGAGAAAUGGAGCAAAGAGCAGCUCUUGUUUAAUAGCUGCCCAUCCGAUUUGAAAAAGCACUGUAAUCAGUCGUCCUGAUUUACUGCUGAUUAGUUUACUUUGGACGAGCGACCCCCUUCGGCGGGAACUCUGUCCGGAUGAAGUCAGAUUUUGGAAUAGCGACCGAAUCCUGAAACCACAUUUAGAUGACUGUGUUUGUGUUUUCUGUCUUGAGUAUUGAGUAUAUAUUGAGCACAAACCAAAAACACCCUUUUCUACAUCUGGCUUAAUACUACAACUCUACAAAAUACUGGCUCCUCGCUGUUCAGACUUCCUUCCUUCGCUUUUGCUUUUCGUUCGUGCAAUUUCGUACGUCUCGCAAUUAUGUCAAUUCACCCAUUGAGUCCUUCUACUUACUGUAUCUCCUAUGUUCCCUUUGCUACUGUUGCAACACUCCGCUGUGGGACUAAUAGGAGGUAAUAUCACGUUAUUCUAACUGUUGGCCGUCUCUCCCCUGGCGCCCGUCUCUGAAAAACAAGAGACACGAGAGACUGAAUUCACAGUCUAUAAAUCGAUGAGCGACCGAUUAGCCUUCAAAGGACAUGUGGACAUGAGUUUGGUGAACAGGCUUCAAAUCUUCUUGUGUCUCUCUGUCUUUCAUAGAAAGCAGUUAUUAGUUUUAUAGGAAGGGGAAGAAGAGUGCAAGUUGUGGCCCGUGCUGCCUGCACCGCGUGGUGGAGAAGCAACGCGAGGCCCGAGGGCGGCUGUCAAUCAUCCCGCCGCGUUACCGUGGCUCAGGAACUAAAUGUAAUAUCGUGAACAUCGCCCCGAAGAGAGCAGAGUCGCCGUGACAUCUAUGUUGUAUCUGUAAUGAGAUCCGGGCCCAGACAACCCUGCAGAGAUCAAAUCACUCUCAUUAAACCUGUGAAAAACCGCACGUAUUUUAUUAGCGUCAGAGGUUGUAGUCAACGCAGUCAGCAAUGCUGAGUCUGAUGUUUUUUGUUUAAACGGGAAAUGAACACAUUCCAAGAAAGACGUGCAACAAGCAGCCGGCAUUCAGCCGCACACAUGAGAACGUGUGAUAUGAGUUAAAGAAAUGAGGACUUGGAAGCGCUGGAUGCUACUUGGCAGUCAGUGAGAUGAAUUGGAGUCCUGACAUGUGCAGUACUUGUGGAGGUUGUGGCCAUAAAUCUCGUCCACUGUAUUCAAUAAGCGAUUCCUGUGGGACCUCCAGCACCUGAGGCCUGAGAUUUGUGUGUCAGUCACAUGAACCCUGAACAAACAUUAUCUUCAGCAGGUCAUUAGUCAGUGUUCAUUGUUGUCGAAAGUUGGCUACAAAACUUUGAGUGAAUGACGCUGCUUUAUGCAAGAAAAUGUUUACAGAACAUUCGGUACAAAAUAAAUGGUUGAUGCUGUGUGCCACUGAUAUUUGGGAUUAGUGAUCACACCACAUGUCUGUUUCAUUCCAUCGUAUAUUGGAUGCAAACACACAUUUAAAUAGCUCAUAUACAAGAAUCUCAAUUCAAAAUGAAAAAAUAACAAUAAUAGUCGAAGCCAGAAAACUCAAAUUUACACUUGAGACGUGUGUUUACUGAUCCAACUGGAAGCCGUCCAGCUGCAUCCAGAACUACAUCAUUUCACUAAAGAAAACGUAACGACUGUACUUCAGAUCCUGUGGAUUUGGAAUUGGAUCUUUACCACUUUUAGGUGACCCAUUUUUGCAAUUUCAGCACAAAUGGAGCACACAAUCCUUAUGGUAAACUCAUAUUUACCACAUAUGCAUGCGGUUCACAUGAGGUCACACACAAGCAAAGAGGUGGACUCCAGAAAGGCGACGGGUUGUUAAUGCAUCUCUGUGAUGCUUUAAGAUACAGUGUUGAGUUGGAGUGAGUGGUAACCAGCACAGGUGUGUGUGUGUGUGUGUGUGUGUGUGUGUGUGUGUGUGUGUGUGUGUGUGUGUGUGUGUGUGUGUGUGUGUGUGUGUGUGUGUGUGUGUGUGUGUGUGUGCGUGCGUGCGUGUGGUUGUGUCUUAUACCUGAACUUGCCACCGAGAUAACUGGUUUGUGGGAAACCGUUUGAAACAUUGCAAAAACAAGAUAGAAAACCACAAGAAAUACUUUCCAUCAUUUCACCAUCGAUCAGCAAAGACACGCUGGACAGAAGUUCCCACCUCCGGGAACCAUGUUGCAAAUUCAGGAGAUUCCGUGGUUGAGGGGACGUUCAUCACUGCGCGCCAGAGAUGGUGUGUGAGUUCUGGGAAUGGGGCAGUGCUCAAAUUAUUUUGGACAGCAUUUCUCAAGGGGGCUGUUACAUAUUCUGUUAAUAUCCUCUGGCGGGGCUGUGGCCCUAAGUUAACAUGUCAGCUAACACCUUGUUGUUGGAGAAAAGUGGCCAUUGGCCUGUGAACCGUCUCUUCCCUCAUUCCACUCUACAUUGGGCAAAACUAAUUUUGGACUUAGAGGGUGACCUCCGUUUACUUUUAAUAUAUAUUAUUUUGAAUGCGACUGAAUUUUGAAGUCUUCUUUUAUGACUUGGAAUUCAUGGGGGGUGUGAUAUUGAUGCCUCAAAAAGGAAAAACGUGACAUUGACCCUGUUGGGGGAUGGUAACUUCUUUGCAGCCACAUGUUUUUCUGAUGUUGAUGUGAGUCAGAGGACUUAGUUUCCUUGCAGGACACGUCGCACUGUUCUUCUCACACUUCAUCCCGAUGUUGUCGUACUUUAGCCCAAAACUGCAAACACCCAACUACACGCAUUUAUCCUCAAAUGCACUCAUACAUUAUAAAAGCCAUACAAAUUGACACACACAAACAGGUUUGCGUGUGAGGGCGCGGUUGUGCUUUUUUCGGAGGCACAGCUGUUUCUGCUAAUGAUUUGGGUCGGACACUCGACUCUUUGUCCUUUGUCGCAGUUUGGAAAACCAUGUCUCCCACAGAGCUCUAAAUGGUACAACAGCAGAACCUUUUUAAAAGAGGUUGCUGCGCAUCAUCUGACCACAUGUGGACGGCUGCAGCAGAAGAAUGGUGUGUGCGUGUUUCAGACGACGUGUUGUCGAUUACAGAACUUGCCUUAGACAUCAUGGGAUCACAUUCCACAACGUCCAGGGAUCACAUUCCACAACGUCCCGAGAUCACAUUCCACAGCAUCCAGGGAUCACAUUCCACAACGUCCAGGGAUCACAUUCCACAACGUCCAGGGAUCACAUUCCACAACGUCCAGGGAUCACAUUCCACAACAUCCCGAGAUCACAUUCCACAACGUCCCGAGAUCACAUUCCAAAACGUCAUCGGAUCACAUUCCACAACGUCCAGGGAUCACAUUCCACAACAUCCAGGGAUCACAUUCCACAACAUCCAGGGAUCACAUUCCACAACGUCAUCGGAUCACAUUCCACAGCAUCCAGGGAUCACAUUCCACAACAUCCAGGGGUCACAUUCCACAACAUCCAGGGAUCACAUUCCACAAUGUCCAGAGAUCACAUUCCACAACGUCAUCGGAUCCCAUUCCACAACGUCCAGGGAUCACAUUCCACAACGUCCAGAGAUCACAUUCCACAACGUCAUCGGAUCCCAUUCCACAACGUCCAGGGAUCACAUUCCACAACGUCUACGGAUCCCAUUCCACAACGUCCAGGGAUCACAUUCCACAACGUCCAGAGAUCACAUUCCACAACGUCAUCAGAUCACAUUCCACAACGUCCAGGGAUCACAUUCCACAACGUCAUCGGAUCACAUUCCACAACGUCCAGGGAUCACAUUCCACAACGUCCAGGGAUCACAUUCCACAACGUCCAGGGUUCACAUUCCAGGUCUCUGCAUCAAAGCCAAGCGACUGCAAAAGGUCCAACGAUUUAAGCAACACACCAAGUUUAUUUCUGCACUGCAGAAUAUUUGUAAGAUGAUGCACACGAUCAUGAUGGGAGUGCCUCCAACUGUAUGUGUCUAAACAGCCUGACGGAAUGUGAAUAGGCAGAGGAAAUACACACAAACACACAGAGACGGACAUAUCGGAAGAAAUGUAAAUGUUUUACUCAGAUGAUUGGCAUUCAAGUGAAUCAUAAGUGAGUUAUAAAAAUAAAACACACAAUGCCUACCC
Gasterosteus aculeatus aculeatus (three-spined stickleback) is the source of this 7239-nucleotide messenger RNA. NCBI's taxonomy places the organism in Eukaryota, Metazoa, Chordata, Actinopteri, Perciformes, Gasterosteidae. The record is from RefSeq and is a predicted model, not a curated record.